Molecule: messenger RNA, 3134 nt
Organism: Phasianus colchicus (ring-necked pheasant)
Lineage: Eukaryota; Metazoa; Chordata; Aves; Galliformes; Phasianidae
Gene: QRICH2
Product: glutamine rich 2
Source: RefSeq, a predicted model, not a curated record
CGGCGGCCGCGGCCAAUGAGCUGCCGGACGCGGAGGGCGGCGGCCAAUGAGAAGGGGGAAGGGGGCGGGCUCAGUGCGGGGGGCGGGGCUAAUGCUGGAGCGUGCGGGGCCGGAGGCCGCUCUCCGUUCCUCGCGGCGAUGGCCUCACUCAGUCUAUCCGAGUUGCUGGACGCGGCCAUCGGGACGCCCGAAGUUGGGGCCGUCAAUUUCACGGCGCUGCACAGCCUGCUGCGCGCCAUGCUGCAGCACCUGGGAAUGCAGCACCUCCCGGCCGCGGGGCGGGCAGCACCCGGGGAGCAUCCCGAGCAGAGGGGCACUGCGAGCAGCUCCACGGCCCCCGAUGUGCUGAAGGAGGAGGGUGAAGGAAAGGAUAGAGAUGACUUCAGGGGCUCCAAGGCUGUGCCCCUCUCCCAGGACCUCCUCGAGGAGCUCGGUGGGAUGAAGGCAGCGCAGUCCCAAAUGGGAGAGGACCUGCGGAUGAUUAAGGGGAUGCUGGGCCUGGAGGAUGGCCAGGACACCGCAGCACAGCAGUUGGGCCGCCGUGGUGGAGUGAGGUCAGACAGCGAUGUGGGACGGCCACGAAAGCACCUUGAGCCCGCGCUGAGAGCUGACAGGGACCGACUUUCAUCCACCGAAUCCUCUGAGUCUGAUGAUGACACCCAACAUGAGGAUGGCCUGAGGAGACCCGCGGGGGGACCGGGGACACAGUCUGUGCCCAGGACUGGCAAAGAGACUGCAGGAACACAGCCUGACUCCCUGGGGGCACAAGCAGGAAGGAGGAGGGCAUCACAGACUCCUGAGAAGUGGGCAGGCACUGCCUCAGAUCAAGCGGGGACAUCUGGUGCUGCUGCCACCACCCCAGGGACACAGCCAGGGUCCCCUGGCACCCAGGUCACCACUCCAGGGAUGCAGCCGGGGUCCCCUGGAGCACAGCCCAUGACCCUGGGGACACAGCCGGGAUCCCCUGGUACCCAGAUCACCACCCCAGGGACACAGCCAGGGUCCCCUGGCACCUUGGGGACACAGCCAGCACCCCCGUGGUCCCAAGGAGGAGCAGUGGGGGCUCAACCAGCCCCCCCCAGCACAGCACCCCACACUCAGACCGCCCCCUCCAAAGCCACCCCUGGUGCCAUGGGGACAGGGGUGGAUGAUGUGCGCUCCAAGGGCAGAGGUGAAGAUUUGCAGCUCUUAUCACCCACUGCUCUGGGUGCUGAGACGUCCCCUGGCAUCGACACCGGCUCCGCAUCCCCUGCACGAGGGCUGGCAGUGCCUGAGGUCUCUGGCCAUGACGUGGGGACAGUGGAGGCUCUCAAGCAGCUCAGCCACCUCUGCAGUGCCCUGGAGGAGCGGGUGGCCCAGCUGGAGGCCACAAAAUCAGACCGUACGGAACUGGAGGAGCUGCGUCUGCCUUUCCUGGAGGGAGGCCAGGAGAGCAUCGCCAGCGUGCUGAGCGACCUGCGGCACCGCAUGUCUGCACUGCAGGGCAUGGCCAGCGACCUGCAUGGAGAGAAGGAGAAGAUCAAGCAGCUUCAGGAUGCCUUCAGGAAGCUGGGGGUGAUGGGAGCCGAUGGGAAAGUGGACGGCAGCCUGCAGCUGGGGUCUGUGCUGCAGGAAAUGAGGAGGGAGCUGAAGGAACUGAAGGAGAAGCAGGAUGCAGCCAGAGCCAUGCUGGAGCAGCUGGUGGCCAACACUGCCAACCGCCUGCAGGAGCAGCUGGAUGAGCUGCGCUCCGUGCUGGGCAGCACCACGCCGGCCAUGCAGCCCCCCAGCAGCGCAGAGCAGGACGAGGCCCCGUGCCCGGUGUGCAGCACAGAUGUGGGGGCACAGCUGGGGCGGCUGCUGCACCGCUACGAGCAGCUCCAGGAGUUGGUGGAGUCGGUGUCAGCACGGCAGGCAGCGGGCAAGGCGGGCAGGCAGCGGGUGGGCAGAGAGCAGCAGGAUGAGGAGCUGCUGAAGCACAUCCAGGCUGCCAUCACUCGGGUGCAAGGCGACUGCGAGAAGCUCAGCUCUGUCACUGGGAACCUCAUGGAUGAUCGCCACCAGAGGCAGAGGGACAUUGAGGCUCUGUUCCAGUCCCUGGAAAGGCUGGAGAAGGAGAAGGUGGACAAGGAGGAACUUGUGCUGGAGAUCGACGUGAAAGCCGACAGAGCCGCCCUGGCCGGCAAAGUCAGCUGUGCCCAGUUUGAUGCAGCCAUGGAACAGCUGAACGGAAUGAUCGGGGAGAUGCUGAGCAAGGUGACAGGGCAGGAACAGGACUGGCACCAGGUCCAGCAGAAGCUCAUUGAGGAACUGGACUCCAAGUUGGAUCGCCUGGAGUUGGCCCCGCUGCGGCAGCAGCUGGAGGAGCGCUGGAGGAGCAUCCUGAAGCAGCUCAAGGAGAAAACGCCGCGGCUGGAGGCUGACGAUGCUGCUGGGAUUCGGAAGCAGCUGCUGGCCCAUUUCCACUGCGUGUCCUGCGACCGACCCCUGCACAUGCUGGUGCCUGGACCACACAUUGUGACCAUUCCACCACUGCCACCGCUGCCUUCCCGUGUCACUGUGCGUCCCCGUGCCACCUGCCAGCCGGAGCAAGGCCACAGGGAGCAGGGAGCCCAGUGUGGGUUCCUGCAGGUGCCGCGGCACUGCGGGGGGCAGCACACCGUCACCCACCCACUGCAGCGCUGCCCACGACCCCCACAUUUCCCACCCUACGGCCCCACACCGCCACAGCCCCAUGGCAGCAUCACCAAGGAGCACGGCGAGAUGGAGCUGCUGGGCCAGGAUGGGCACAUCUACAAAGGCCGGUGGGAAGCUCAGCUGCCUGUCCUCGCAGGGAAGGAGGGCUCACCGAGGGAUAAACCCAAGCUGUCCCCCAGGCACUGGGGUGCUCAGGACACCAACUUCCUACCCGUGCGGCCCCAAAGUGCCCUGUCCCCACUCAGCCAGCCAGGCACCCCCAGGCUGCAGGAGAAGCGCCCAGUGUCAUCCCACGGCCGCCUGCCCCACCUCUGGCCACCACAGGGCAGAGAAGAAAGCCCCACAGCAGAGAGAAGAGGGGGAACCCCCUCUGAAACCCACCCAUGGGCACCGGGUGGACCCACGGGCUGCAGCCAGUAGCAAUAAAGAGCAGUGGAUGAGAUGCAUCUGCAUAGUCA